Lobosporangium transversale is the source of this 1221-nucleotide messenger RNA. RefSeq names its product ubiquitin-conjugating enzyme/RWD-like protein. The record is from RefSeq and is a predicted model, not a curated record. Bases 16 to 1119 code for a protein of 367 amino acids. NCBI's taxonomy places the organism in Eukaryota, Fungi, Mortierellomycota, Mortierellomycetes, Mortierellales, Mortierellaceae. The transcript has 5 exons.
CGACUAGUGUAUAAAAUGGCGUCACUGGCGGGCAUCACUGCACAGUACAAUAAAAAGAGCUCUGCUGUCAAAAGGAUUAUGCAAGAAGCUCGCGAACUGGCUCGUGAACCAUCAACUGAUUUUGCUGCCAAUCCACUCGAAACAGAUAUUUUUGAAUGGCAUUUUACAAUUCGAGGUCCAGAGGACACUGAGUUUGAGGGAGGACUCUAUCAUGGUCGCAUCUUACUUCCCAAUAACUACCCAUUUGCUCCACCUAGUCUCAUGUUCUUGACACCCAAUGGACGUUUCGAACUCCACAAAAAAGUCUGCUUGAGCAUCACUGGUUAUCAUCCAGAGUAUUGGCAACCUGCUUGGGGUAUUCGGACAGUGCUGGUCGCAGUCAUGGGAUUCCUGCCCACAGAAAGCAAAGGCGCCAUUGGAGGACUUGAUACAAGCGUAGAAGCUAGAAAAGCUUUAGCUAUCAAAUCAAGAACAUGGUCGUGUCCAACGUGUCAAUCAGAGAACAUAUCGAUCCUGCCAGACGUUGCACCAGAGAACGCAGUCAAGGCAUCUCUCAAAGCUGAUGAAUUGCCUCCAGAAUUCUCAUUUGGAUAUGAGGCUGACAAAAAGAAGCAGGCAGAGGAAAGCGAUAGUAAUAAUAACACUAAUAAAAAUGAAGCUUGCGAGGAUAAGGGAAACUUAGCCGAGUCAGCAGUAGAGUAUUUGCCAUCACCAUCAUCUACAGGAUUUACUCCAACCAUGUCAGAUGAUAUUCAAUCCAGCAGGCCUGCCAUUGAAUUAGAAUCUACAGUAAGGCCCAUGCAUCAAUCUUCCAUUCAACAACAACAAGGGCCUUCAGCGGGAGUACAGUCUUCAUCGAACGUGCCUCAAGGCCUUUCAAGGCCAUUGACCCCUGUAACAGGCGCAUCAUCAUCAUCAACAACAACAGAGAUCCGUGCCCGGACAGGAGCUGCUACUUCUCAGUCUCAAACACAGAUUUUGGAGCAUCUCCAAGCACCUGCACAGGCUCGGGCACAGAACAAUCGACGAACAGAGUCUGGUAUUCCCGUGUGGCUUGACACCCUUAUCUUCAUCUUUGGAGGUCUUUUGGUCGCCAUGGUCAUUCGCAAAUUUAUCUAGUACAUUAAAACAUCUCCAUUUUCUGUCUUCUGUACCAUUCUCCAUCCUUUUGAUCCACACACAAAAAAAAAAAUAACAUAACAUAACAUAACAUAACAUAAC